Sungouiella intermedia is the source of this 1536-nucleotide messenger RNA. The record is from the annotation of a GenBank genome assembly. Lineage: Eukaryota; Fungi; Ascomycota; Pichiomycetes; Serinales; Metschnikowiaceae.
AUGUUUAUCUUAAAUUCCGCGCACGAGAGAACUUCAGAGAUGAAGUUUACCAUUAUAUUGCUCUUCUUGUCAACUUGCUGGGCGCUCAUUCCUCAGAAAGACAUAAGGCCUGACGUUUUCGUCUUGACAGAUAUCAGCAACGAGCCUGACGAUGCACAGUCUCUUGUGAGGCUUUUGCUAUACUCUAACGAGUUGAAUAUUCAUGGAAUUGUGGCCACCACAUCAUUCUGGUUGAACUACACUGUCCGUGAACAGGAUAUAUAUCCGAUUUUAGAUGCAUAUGAGGAAGUACAUCCACAGCUUUUGAAACACUCCGAGCAUUAUCCAUCCGUAGAGUACUUGCGCAGUAUAGUAGCUUCAAGUCAUUCAGUCUAUGGAUUGGAUGCGUUCAAAAAGGAUGAAAUCAGUAGAGGAGCCAAGCAGCUAAUUGAUAAAGUUGACAUCCUUGAUCUGGGCCUGACUAUGUUUGUCAUAGUGUGGGGAGGCGCUGCAGUGAUUGCUGAGGCAUUGAGGGAGGUUAGAGCUACAAGGACGAAGGAAGAAUUACAAAUGUUUGUCUCAAAGGUACUUGUGUACUCAAUUUCGGAUCAAGAUAAUGCUGGAAAUUGGAUCCGAAUCAACUUCCCGAAACUCAGGUACAUUGCGUCUCUCCACGGGUUCAAUCAAUAUUUCAUGGCCUCAUGGAUUGGAGUUUCGGGGGAGUUGCUUGUACCUUUUGAUAUUGGCGGACCAAAGUCUGAAGUUGUCACCAAAGAAUGGUUGAACAAAAACAUUCGCUCUGUUGGUCCUCUUGGUGCAGCCUACCCUGAACCUAUGUUCAUAAUGGAAGGAGAUACUCCCACCUUACUUUAUGUUUUGCCCAAUGGUCUCAACCAGCCCCUUAAUCCCGAAUAUGGUGGAUGGGGUGGACGAUAUGUUCCACUUGAUCUUUCCAUGUAUCUGAACCACUAUUGUGACACCGUUGACACGGUGGAGGGAGAGGACGGAAAUAUCCAUAUGAGCAACAGGGCUUGUAUUUGGCGAUGGAGAGAUGCUUUCCAAAGUGAUUUCAAAACCAGAAUGCUGUGGACAGUUUCUGAAUUUGACGAAUCAUUCCAUCAGCCGAUUGUGCUGGUAAACGGUUCAAUAUCCUAUUUACCGUUGUUUUUGGAUGUUGAAGUAAGCUCAGAAGUCACCCUUGAUGCUUCUGGCUCUUACGAUUUGAACGAGAACGUAUUGUCUUUCAAAUGGUUUCAUUACAGAGAGGUAUCUGCUCUUCAAGGCAACGUUGCAGAAGUACCUGAAAUUAUUCCUAGUGCGUUAAAUGAGGAUAUGUCUUGUGUGACCUUCAAUAUUCCAGACUUCCAAAGUUCUUGCCAUGACAUUUUUGGAAGGCCAUUACUACCUUGCAAGGAGUAUCAUCUCAUCCUUGAAGUAUCGAACGCAGGCACACGGACUUACAGGCGAGUAAUAUUGAAGACUCACAAGGGUGACAGGAAAUUUGCUGAGUACAAACCACACCACAAUUUCGACGAUGUCGUCCACGAUGAGUUGUGA